UCUCACAAAUGAAAGACAUCUUUGUGAAGCUGAAAUGUGUUCCCAUUGACCCGUGGAGGGUUUCUUCGUAACAAUGUGCUGCGGCGCUGGCAACAUAGUUCCAUCCCAUCAGCAGCGCCUUCAACUCGUGAAUAUUCAUCCACACUCCUCGGCCCAGCGCGACAAUAAACAAGGGCAGAGGGGCUGAAUGCCUGGCCGACGAGGAGGAGGAUAGAGGGGGGCAAAUCCCGAGAAAAGUGGGGGGCAAACAAGUCGUCUCCAUGGCAACAAGCCCUGCCUUCCACUCUGGCAGGCUGUGAGAGGCGACUUGGAGGCAGGAGGCCUUUUUUUUUUCUCCUUCUGCUUUUUUGUCGGUUUCGGUUGGAAAGACAUGAGUCGGAGUUUAUUGAGAAGGACAGGUAUCCGGCAGAACCAGCCAGAGUUUUUCAAGGUGUAGACCGACGGGAUUUGUGCCUCGCAAGGGGAUUAUAAUCUGAAAAUGUCAGCAGAAGCAGCCAUGGAUGUGGGGAGAAACUCGGAGGUGAGUGGGUGGUUUGCAGACAAACAUGACUGCCAACAAGAAUUCAAAGGCUGUGCCCCGCACAGGAGGGGGUAAAGCUCCCCGGGACGUCCGUGACAGGUGCCAGUCUACGUCAGCGUGUCCUGUUCUCUCUACCAGCCAGGGGCAGAGCCAGCAGCCCGUCCUCAGCGACAGUGAGAACUCUGGGAAGCAGAGUCGGUACGUUCGCACUGACGGCAGGUUCCUGGUACGUGCUGGCUGGAACAGCAAGACAGCUAGCCUGUGCAGCGGUGCAUCUCUCACAGGUGACACUGACUCCCAAGGCCGUCUCACCAAGUCAAAGAGCAUCAGUUGCCUGGACAACAGGCUCUCCAUAUAUAAGCCCCCAGCUCAAACUAAGUCCUGUCAGGAAAGUCAGGGUGUCCAGGAACAGAAGGAGAAACAAGGGGAUCACUCAGCAGGAGAUGGACUUAAUGGUAGGCCCCUGAGUUGGAGCACACUCUCACUAGGAUCUUCCUCUGACCAAAGCAGCAAGCGCACCCUCUCUCUCACCCGGUCAGUAGCAGGUGUUCCCCCUAGCACAAUCCGCAAAAAAAUCUCAGAAUGGGAGUGCAGAAGGGUGGCUCUGCCUAGGAUGAGCCUGUGUCUGGAUAAAAGGGGAGGGGAGCGUGUCGGGGGCAGUGAGGGCUGCCCGAGCCUGCUGUCUUCUCCCUGUAGUGAGGAGACUUUUGACUUUAAAGGGGUUCGCAGGAUGAGCACAGCAUUCUCUGAGUGCUCCUACACAGAGACAGAGGAAGGAGUUUCAGACAAAGACGGCCUUGGUCGCUUCCAGAAAAGGACAGGCAAGACAGAGUCCUCAGGAACGUUUGGACGUUCUCUGUCUGCUCGGAAGGAAACAUCAGCAGUUCUCAACAGGAUACAGAAGAUAGAACAAGCCUUGAAGGAGAAUCCCAGCCCACCCCCUCCGCGUUAUCUGAGCAAUUGCUACGGUCCAGACAAGACAAGACAAAAGUCUUUUGUGAUAGGUGACGAUUUGGACAGCACAUGCGCCAGUAAGCGCAGCAGCAUUUGCUCAGUGGCCACUGAACCAGAUUCUGUUUUGGUACCUGAUAAGCUCUCUAAACUUAGACAAAGGUUUAGUGUGAGCUCAGCCAGGUCUGAGAGCCCAGAGCCACCCGGCCAACACACCUCUGUUGGCACAUCGGUCAACCCCUUACCAAAACCCAAACGCACUUUUGAGUAUGAUGCCAAACAGGACCAGAAGGGUAUGUUGCCAUCCAAUGGACUACCUCCAAACAGAACCUCUGAGUCUGCCCCACCUCUGCCUUCCACCCCUGCACCCAGCAUGCCACGAACUGCAAAGACAGAGGGGAGCACCCCCAUGAGAAUUCAGGACAGAGAGUCAUGUGAGUCAGAAGAUGCUGCAAGUCGGCCAUCUUCCUGUCUGUCUUCACCUACGGAGAAUGGCACAGUGACCACAGACACACGGAGUCGACCCAAAAGCACUUUAGAGGAGAAUGCCUAUGAGGACAUAGUAGAGAAGGAAAACCCAUAUGAGGAUGUUGACCUGAAGCGGAAGAGUUUGGGUCGGAAGUCUUGUCUGCUGGAGAGCAGCAGAUCUUGGACGGCCAGGAAAGUGAACUCAGCACCACAGUUGCCUUCCAAACCCAGUAGCCAGUCCCUUCGCCUGCCUGGCCCGAGCGACAGGAAGAGCCACCGGAUGUCACAGUUGUCCAAACGCUACAGUCAAGAUGAAAUGCUGCUUCUCCCCCAGCUGGGUGUAUCAUCUUCAUCUUGUGGCCUGCUGGAUGAUAGCCUCUGUAACACCAGUGACAGCCUGGCCUCACACAGGCACUGGAGGAUCCCCAAGCUGGUCCAGAGGAUCAACUCCAUUUACUGCACUAAACGUGGGAAGAAGCGGCUGAAGAAGCUAUCCAUGUCCAAUGUUGAGACCACAUCUCUGAGAGAUGACAACAGUGAGAGUGAAAGUGACUCUGAUGACAGGUUCAAAGCUCACACACAGAGAUUGUUGAAACUGCAAUCCAUCCUUCAACGGGCCCCUAGCUACCGCACAUUGGAGCUGCAGCUUCUUGAGUGGCAGGAGAGAGAACUGUUUGAGUAUUUUGUUGUUGUCUCUCUAAAAAAGAAACCCAACAAAAACUCCUACUCCCCAGAGGUCACCUACCAGUUCCCCAAGCUAGAGAGGCCCACCAAGCAGAUGAGGGAGGCAGAACAGAGGCUCAAAGCCAUUCCUCAGUUCUGUUUUCCAGAUGCAAAAGACUGGAGUCCUGUUUCUGAGUACACCAGUGAGACUUUCUCCUUCAUGUUGACUGGAGAGGAUGGCAGCAGGAGGUUCGGGUACUGCAGGCGCCUGCUGCCGACUGGCAAAGGACCUCGCCUUCCAGAGGUAUACUGUGUCAUCAGCAGGCUGGGCUGUUUUGACUUGUUCUCCACAAUCCUGGAUGAGGUAGAGCGUCGACGAGGCAUCUCAGCAGCCCUGGUCUAUCCCUUCAUGAGAAGCCUGAUGGAGUCUCCCUUCCCUGCACCAGGGAAGAUUAUUAAAGUAAAGACCUUUCUGCCAGGUGCAGGAAAUGAGGUCAUUGAGCUGAGGCGGCCCACCGACUCCAGACUGGAGCAUGUGGACUUUGAGAGUCUGUUCAGAUGCCUCAGCGUACGGCAGGUGAUCCGGGUCUUUGCCUCAAUGCUGCUGGAGCGCAGAGUCAUCUUUGUGGCCGAUAAACUCAGUACCCUGUCCAGCUGCAUGCUUGCAGUGGUGGCGCUGCUGUACCCCUUCUCCUGGCAACAUACCUUCAUCCCUGUGCUGCCAGGGUCCAUGCUGGAUAUUGUCUGCUGUCCCACUCCCUUCCUGGUGGGGCUGCUGUCCAGCUCACUGCCAAAACUUAAAGAGUUACCUGUGGAAGAGGCUUUAAUGGUUGACCUCGGAACUGACCGAUUCAUCCGACAGAUGGAUGACGAGGCUUCACUGUUGCCGCGAAAACUUCAAGCAGCUCUUGAGCAAGCGCUGGAGCAGAGGAAUGACAUCAUCAAUCAGGACUCUGACAGCGAGUCAGAUGAAGAAUAUAACUCACUGAACAGCCUGGUGUCAGAGGCUUUCAUCCGCUUCUUCCUUGAGACCAUCGGCCAUUACUCCCUGUUUAUCACGCAGAACGAGCGUGGAGAGCGCGUUUUUCAAAGGGAGUCUUUUCGCAAGUCUGUGGCAUCUAAAAGCAUCCGUCGCUUCCUGGGUGUCUUCAUGGAGUCACAGAUGUUUGCAGGGUUCAUCCAGGAUCGGGAGCUGAGGAAAACCCGGGCUAAAGGUCUCUUUGAGCAGAGGGUGGAACAUUAUCUGGAGGAGUUGCCAGACACAGAGCAGAGUGGAGUCAACAAAUUCCUUAAAGGCCUUGGAAGUAAAAUGAAGUUUCUCCACAAAAAGACCUGAGGGGGAAAUCAUCCUUUUGUUUUCAGUCAUAAAACAAACUGAAGAUCUGAUGUCUCAUGUCUCUGCAUCAUGAUGAUUCUCACCUUUUUGUCUUUAGUUUUUUAUGUAAGCAUGUACAUAUUAUUUCUCUGUAAACUGGCUGUGAUACUAUUCAGUGUAUGUUUAUAGUACCUUAUGAGAUAGUGAUAGCAGGAUGGUACACAACGAGUGAGCCAUAGAGUAACCACUGAUGUCCAGGUGUGCCUGUGAAGAGUGUUAUUGGAAUGUGUGAGUGUAUGGGACUUUAUACGGGCAUAGAUGUACAGUUCAUAUGUAUUCAUUUUGCAUUAUCUCACAACAGUGCUGUCCUCUGUUUAAGGAGUAUAAAACCCAUUUGGAAACUGUACAGACAACGAAGAAAGUGAUUGUAACUCUUCAGAGUCUUUUGCAAUCUUUUAUUAAAAAUGGUAAUUAAAUGUUUCAA
Monopterus albus (swamp eel) is the source of this 4401-nucleotide messenger RNA. It is a transcript of the gene dennd2b, whose product is annotated as DENN domain containing 2B. The record is from RefSeq and is a predicted model, not a curated record. Lineage: Eukaryota; Metazoa; Chordata; Actinopteri; Synbranchiformes; Synbranchidae. The coding region runs from base 546 to 3938 and encodes 1130 amino acids. Gene Ontology annotation, biological process: positive regulation of ERK1 and ERK2 cascade. The transcript has 20 exons.